Molecule: messenger RNA, 351 nt
Organism: Mycena citricolor
Lineage: Eukaryota; Fungi; Basidiomycota; Agaricomycetes; Agaricales; Mycenaceae
Source: the annotation of a GenBank genome assembly
UCUCAAUGCGUUUUUCAAAGAGCAAGAAACUAUACUCGAAACACCUCCUGCACUUUCUCUACCAUCGCUCAUCAUUUCAAACUCUCACUUCUCUAUGCCGGUUUCCCUCGAAUCAUCUGGAAACCUCAGCUCAGUGGGCACCCCACUCGCUCUUGCUGCUCGGCGAGGCAAGAAGAUGCUUCCUCGGCUGACCUUCAAGAAAGCCGCGGGCGCUACCGAUUAUCCGAGCAUGCCCACCGCGUUUCUGGGAACUCCCUCUGCCUACUCUCCCAACUUCCAGUUCUCUGCGAAUGCUGCUGCCAAGUCGUCUAUGGAUGUUCGGGAGAUGAUCACCAGCCUCAGAUCUCAAUG